Molecule: messenger RNA, 298 nt
Organism: Meloidogyne enterolobii
Lineage: Eukaryota; Metazoa; Nematoda; Chromadorea; Rhabditida; Meloidogynidae
Source: the annotation of a GenBank genome assembly
UACUCUUUCAACCAGCACAAUUUACUACAUGUUAUAUUUUUUCAGUUUUUCAACACUCGUUUUCACACUUGUUUUACUCCUUUUGCCUUCAAAUUUGCCAACAAAGCCAAUUUUAGAAUGUUUUGGUUUAACAACAAUAAUCCAUAUAGCAAUAGCUUUAUUUGCUUGGAUAACUUGUAUUGAAAUAAAAGUGGCAAAAAAUGAAUUAAAAAAUAAAUAUGACGAUGAAGUUUGGGAAGAAGAAAAAAGAAUAAAUAGUUGUAGUAGAAAUUUUGGUGAUAUUCCCUAUUCUCUUUGA